UGAAUCACUCUACUUAGUUUUGAGUUUAAGGUUUGUUCUUGAAAGAUAUUUUUCAACUAAGUUGAUGAAAAUCUGAAACAUUAUGAAUCCUACAGUUUUAUCUUUGGCCUUAUUUAUUUUUUGCUGCAUUCUUCCUUAUGGACUUGCCGCACAAGAAUCUAAAGAAGAUUGUGCUUGUUGUAUGUCAGAAGUUCAAGAUAAAGUUCUGAGUUGCUGUAAUGAAAGUUUUUGUAGAAGUUGUAUCGAAGAAUCGAUUACCCAUAAAGCAGAUUGUCAAAAAUGUAAAAAUCCAUUAUCAAAAUUAAAGGAAACAAAACCUCCUUCAAGACCCUAUCCUGUGGAACAACCAAGACGUUCUGUGCCACCUGCAAAUAAUCAUGUAAGCGACGAAGAUGAUGAUGAAGUUCCAUUAAAUACUAGAACAACUAUGCCAACGAAUUCCAAUCUUCCUACUACAGGUGGAUAUAAUGACGCUGAAUUUCAAUCGCAAUUACAAGCGACAUUAGAAGCAUCACUUGAAUAUAAUGACGAUUAUGAUGCUGAAUAUCAAUCAGUAUUGCAAGCGACAUUAGAAGCAUCACUACUUGACACGACAGGCGUACAUCCAGACAUAAUAGACUUUAUAGAGAACGGUAGUGGUCACUUGUGCGAUGGAUGCAAAAAUUUGUCUGGAAAAGAAUAUAGUUGUGGAAAUCAUUUUUAUUGUAAUACUUGUGUUGCUAGAAUGACAGACGAUAAAAUUGGUUGUCUAGAAUGUGUUGUCGAUGAAUCUGAUAGUUAAGCAAUCCGGGUCUAAAUGCAAUGGAAUUGAAAAUCAAUAUUAAAUAACAUUAUCAAAAACAGUUUUAUUUUCAUUGAAUGAUUCAAAAUUAAUUAGUUGUUAUAAUCAUUAUUAGUGUUUCAUAAAACGAGUGUAUUUUUAUUAAAAUGCUUCUAAUCGGUUCAUUGUUUUUUAUGUUUUAGUUUAAUGUACCAAAAUAAUAAAACUACCAUACUUUCA
Messenger RNA from Daktulosphaira vitifoliae (grape phylloxera), 1000 nucleotides. RefSeq lists its product as uncharacterized. Bases 83 to 781 code for a protein of 232 amino acids. The record is from RefSeq and is a predicted model, not a curated record. Lineage: Eukaryota; Metazoa; Arthropoda; Insecta; Hemiptera; Phylloxeridae. The transcript is spliced from 15 exons.